AUGUCCUUGUUCGGCGAACCCUCUCCCACCGAGUCGACGCCCGCCAUUUCCAAGUCCCUGUUCGGCAACGAACCUGCGGCUGCUUCUUCCACUUCGCUCUUCGAUGACGAUGCCAACGGGUCUCCCUGGUCUAUGCCAACGCCGAAAAAAGCUGCCCGUCAAAACUUGCUGAAGAACCUGUUACCCGCAACCGACGUUCCCGAGAGCUAUAUUGAUGCCUUCGAUGUCGUGGUUGAGCACGUGGGAAGCGGAGCCGUCGACUAUAUCACUGUUGACAGCAUCCUGAAGUCAAGCAAGCUGGACAGCGACGAUCGGACGCGCAUACUCGGCUUCCUUGCCCCGAGUGGACGAGAAAGCUUCAAGCCUUUAGGUCGCAGCGAGUUCAAUGUCCUGCUAGCUCUAAUUGGCCUUGCCCAAGAAGGUGAAGAGUUGAGCCUCGACAGCGUCGACGAUAGACGUACAAGACUACCAAAGCCUAAGGUAGCUUUCAUCGACGAGCUGCAUUCCAAGGCACAGCAACAGAAGGUGUCUACCCAGGACGAGCCGAAGCCAGAAUCGCCGAAGACAUCACCAUCGAAACAAACAAAGCCGCGACAAUAUUCAUUCGGGGGCGAUCCGACAGUCGAUCCGUGGGGAAGCCCUUCUAACAACAGAGGGCCCCCGCCGUCCACCGCAGCUCAUACCAUGGCACGGCCCAAUGGGCUUGGUGACAAGAAUCUCAAACCGAAUGGUGUUGAGCGCACAACGAGCGCCUUCACCACUCACGCCGCGCCAGACAGCGGCUCUGGUGGCUCGCCGCCUACUGCCCGUGAAUCCGGCUCAAUGGGCGGCGCUGGCUGGGGCAGUUACAACGGCUCAUCUGGCGACUUCUCGGAGCAGCCUACUCUGGGUGGAGGCUUUGGUGACUCUGGCGAGGAUGGUUCCUCUAAUCACCCCGGCCAAAGAGCCCAGCCCGCAAUUGGUGGAAGCGUUCUCGUUCCUCAAGGCACAGGCGAGUCCGUCACCAUAACCCUCUUACCUGAGAAGGAAGGCAUGUUCCUGUUUCAGCAUCACAAUUAUGAGGUCAAGGCUAUUCGACGCGGAAGUAGCGUGGUCAGGCGAUACAGUGACUUUGUCUGGUUGCUUGAUUGCCUACAGAAACGUUACCCAUUCCGGAGGUUGCCUCUGCUGCCGCCGAAGCGUGUUCAAGUGAACGGCACGCACCUUGCAGGAGACGUGUCAGGCUUCCUUGAAAAGCGACGCCGUGGCUUGGUGCGCUUCUCGAACCAGCUUGUUCAGCAUCCCGUACUAAGUCAAGAGACACUUGUCGUAAUGUUUCUGACUGUUCCUACGGAACUUACCGUCUGGCGCAAGCAAGCCACAAUCUCGGUUCAGGAAGAGUUUACCGGCAAGGCGCUUCCUCCAACCCUUGAGGACAGCCUACCGACAACCUUGGGAGAGCUUUUUGAGCAAGUUCGAGCAGGGGUCAAGCGAUCAGCUGAAAUCUAUAUCAAUCUUUGCGUGCUGCUUGAGCGGCUUGUCAAGAGACACGAGGGACUCGCAGCAGACAGCUCGAAAUUCAGCUUGGCUUUGCAGAGUUUGACCGACAGCAGUAAGGACACAUAUGCGAUUGACACAAAUGAUGUACCGCUCCUGAACGAUGGAAUUGGAGCCGUGGCCAAGCAUCUGUCUUCCACCCAGACCCUCUUAGAAGACGAGGGCAACGCGUGGGAGCAGGGUACGCUGGAGGACCUCAAGACCAUCAGGGAUUCCAUGGUCUCGAUGAGAGACAUGUUCGACCGUCGCGACAAGUAUGCUCGCGACAACAUUCCCCAGCUCGAGCGUCGUAUUGAAGCCUCGGAGGCGAAAUUGCAGCAACUUAGGGCCAAGCCGCAAGGCACAAUCAAACCGGGCGAGAUCGAGAAGGUGGAGAGCAGCAUCAUAUCUGACAAAGAAAGUAUCGUCCAGCAGCACGCCCGGGGGGUCUUCAUCAAAGAGUGCGUACGCGACGAGAUCGUGACUUUCCAGACCACAAUUCACUCCAUCAGUCGAUUCCAUCAAGAGUGGGCUCAAGACAGGGUGAAAUAUGCAGAGUUGCAGGCCAGCAAUUGGAGGCAGCUAGUCGACAGCGUCGAAAGCAUGCCGCUGGGAGACUGA
This is a messenger RNA of Cyphellophora europaea CBS 101466, 2136 nucleotides long. RefSeq lists its product as uncharacterized. Gene Ontology annotation, molecular function: phosphatidylinositol-3-phosphate binding. NCBI's taxonomy places the organism in Eukaryota, Fungi, Ascomycota, Eurotiomycetes, Chaetothyriales, Cyphellophoraceae. The coding region runs from base 1 to 2136 and encodes 711 amino acids. The record is from RefSeq and is a predicted model, not a curated record. Gene Ontology annotation, biological process: protein targeting to vacuole; retrograde transport, endosome to Golgi. Gene Ontology annotation, cellular component: endosome. The transcript has 4 exons.